Molecule: messenger RNA, 1350 nt
Organism: Talaromyces rugulosus
Lineage: Eukaryota; Fungi; Ascomycota; Eurotiomycetes; Eurotiales; Trichocomaceae
Exons: 7
Coding region: 1-1350 (449 amino acids)
Biological process (GO): transmembrane transport
Cellular component (GO): membrane
Molecular function (GO): transmembrane transporter activity
Source: RefSeq, a predicted model, not a curated record
AUGUCUUCGUCUGCCCCGAUCUCGUCAACCGAGAAGAAAAUUGGCGAGAAAAAUGAUCUUCUUGCCGACUGGGAUGGUCCAGAUGAUCCAGAGAACCCUAAAAACUUUGCCACUUGGCGAAAAUGGGUCAUAGUCAUUACUGUUUCGUCUAGUUCACUCUGUGUAACAUGUACCUCAGCAUUGUACUCGUCCAUCUACAACCAAAUCACAGUCCAGUUUCAUAUAUCAGAGUUAGUCGCUACUGUAGGGUUAUCCCUGUUCAUCUUUGGCAUGGGCGUUGGGCCUAUGUUUGUUGCCCCUAUCUCCGAGUUCUAUGGACGACGCCCAAUAUACUUUGUUUCCCUGGCUCUGUUUACGAUAUGGCUCAUUCCAUGUGCAGCAGCCGAUAAUUUCGGAACGAUGCUCGCUGGCCGAAUGCUGGGUGGCCUGUCAAGUGCCGCAUUUCAGAGCGUGGCUGGAGGUACCAUCGGCGACCUGUUCACUCGUGAAACACUGCAGCUUCCAAUGAUGGUAUACACCGCAACGCCGUUUGCCGGGCCUGUCCUCGGACCACUUAUUGGUGGAUUCAUCAACUCAUUCACCUCGUGGCGCUGGUCGUUCUAUGUGAUCAUCAUCUGGAGUUCGUCACUCUGGCUUGUUACCAUCAUCUUCAUGAAAGAGACAUAUGCUCCCGUUCUUCUACGCAAGAAGGCACUCCGCCGACACGCCGCUUCAGCUGAAUGUGAUACUGGUGCUGGAGCUGAUGCUGCUGUUUUACAGCCUCAGGCGGUAUCAAUGCAGCAAGCCUUGUUGAGGUCAAUGUACCGCCCGUUCCUCUUGCUGUUUUUGGAGCCAAUGUGUCUGUGUCUUUGCGUAUACACUGCGAUUAUAAUCGGAACCCUGUACCUUUUCUUCGGUGCGUUCCCUUUGGUUUUCUCAAACUUGUAUGGAUUCAAUUUAUGGCAGAUCGGGUUGACGUUCCUCGGUCAACUUAUUGGCACGUUCCUUGGUGUUGCCCUCGAUCCUCUCUGGAGGUGGAAUCUAAAGAGACUAGUUCGAACAAAGUCAUCCGAUGAAAAGGAGGUGUUUCUUCCAGAAUUUCGACUUCCGCUAGCAAUACUCGGUGCUCCUCUUAUCACAGUUGGACUGUUUUGGUUUGGCUGGAGCAGUACUGCAUCAGUUCAUUGGAUUAUGCCCAUUAUUGGAAGCGUCUUCUUCGGUUGUGGCGUCUUUCUCGUCUUCCAAGGCGUAAUCACCUUCCUUGUCGAUGCGUAUCCAUUAUACGCAGCAAGUGCAUUAGCGGCCAAUGCGUUCCUUCGAAGCAGCUUUGCCGCAGCAUUCCCUCUCUUUGGAAUCCAAAGCAAUGUAUGA